AUGACACAGUGGUGGAAAGCUGUCCUCGUCCUCUCCAUACCGUGCUGCCUGGUCACAUUCGCUCCCUACAGUCGGCUUAUCCCGUCCACGUCGCUCGACUACCACGAUUGCUACGAUGGCCUCCAGUGCGCCCGCUUGGAGCUUCCCAUGGACUGGAAGGCGGGUGGCCAAGAGACAGUUUCCAUGGCCAUCCUAAGACGUCCAGCCAAGGUUCCCGUCACCGACCCGCGAUACGGUGGAGCCAUUCUGAUAAAUCCAGGUGGCCCGUCCGCGUCCGGGGUCGUCCACACUCUCCUGAGAGGGGAGAUAUUCCAGGAAAUCGCAGACGCAUCGGAAGAUGAUGAGCAGGGUCUCUUCUUCGACGUCAUCGGGUUUGACCCUAGGGGUAUCGGAUACACGACGCCCAAACUCGUCUGCUUCCCGGACAACCUUUCCCGUCACCACUGGAACAUCCAGGGCUCCUCGAGCGAGGCCAUCUCCUCGACAAAGGCGUCGUUCGCAGCAAAACUAUCGCAUGCAGAGUCUCUGACUCGGGCAUGCAUCGACGGGGCCGCUGGAAAUAAUGAUAGCGUUGCCUACUACAUGAAUGCGGCCCCCUUUGCCGAGGACAUGGUGGCGAUUGUCGAACGGCAUGGUGAAUGGCGGGAAAAGACAGCAGCCGCGUUGCUCGGCCUGAGAAAUGUCGAUGACCUGCGUCGACGAGACCUGUUGGUGGAAAACGGGGCGUCCCCCGAGAUGCAAGCUGCUUGGCAACGCACAAAGUGGCAUGUCGGGAGGGAAAAGCUUCUCUACUGGGGCAUGUCCUAUGGGACCGUCCCCGGGCAGCUCUUUGCCCACCUGCACCCGGAACGAGUCCACAGGGUCGUGCUGGACGCCGUGGUGGACACGGACGUAUAUCUUGGCAGCAAGUGGGAUGCUCCGCUCGCCCAGGCCGACGACAUCCUCGACUACUUCUUCCACACCUGCUCACGGUCGUCUUCGUGCCUCUUCAGAAGGGGGGACGAAAGGACUACACGGUCCCGCUACGACGCCCUCCUGGAUUCUCUUGCGCGGAGACCACUUCCCGUUUCAUCGCGAACCCUCGCACCCGACGUCAUCUCAGCUUCAGACGUCCGACGCCUCGUGAGGGAUUCCGUCUACACGCCGCUACAGUAUUUCGAAUAUCUCGGCAAGGUCCUCGUCGAUCUCGAGAACGGGGACGGGUUCACCCUGGCUGCCAGGAAGCAAUCAUUCCAGAAAUCGCCCAGCUUCGACAUAGAGAUCCUGGCGUCCAUCAUGUGUUCCGACAAUGGCGUCAUUGACGGCAUGUCCGACGACUCCUUCUCCGAAUACGCUGAAUCCCUAGAGAAUCGCAGCCAGGUGUUGGGAUGGUAUUGGGCCGAGAUGCAGAUGCUCUGCAGGUCUUGGUCGAUGAAGCCGAGAUGGCAUGUUGAUGGACCCCUUGGCGCCAACACGACUGAGCCCAUCCUUCUCAUCGGCACCACCCUGGAUCCGGCGACGCCACUCCACAGUGCCCAAAAGGUUUCGGGCAGAUUUCCCGGUUCCGCCGUGCUCCAUCAGGAUGGAGUUGGGCACUCCUCACUGAGCGCCCCCUCUUCGUGUACGGCUAGGACAAUUCGAGCCUACUUUCAACAUGGCAACGUGCCUCCGCCGUCGAAAAAGUGCGAGGUAGAUGCUGUACCGUUUCCUGAUCCCUGA
This is a messenger RNA of Geosmithia morbida, 1698 nucleotides long. Its product is annotated as Proteinase. Lineage: Eukaryota; Fungi; Ascomycota; Sordariomycetes; Hypocreales; Bionectriaceae. The transcript is spliced from 6 exons. The record is from RefSeq and is a predicted model, not a curated record. Bases 1 to 1698 code for a protein of 565 amino acids.